AUGGCAUUGAAUAGUUGCAGUGGAGUUCCCAAAUGGGAAAGAAGAACACGUUUGUUUCUUUGUAUCUUCGGUUUGUUUUUGUCAUUCUAUGCUCUGCACGUUGAGAUUUCGCGAGAGAAGGACCCAGAGUAUCGGGCGAUGUGUGACCUGGGAGAUUCUGUGAGCUGCUCUAAAGUUUUCACCUCAAGGUAAAAUAGUGGAGAAUGUAUUUUCUUCAUACAUAGGCCUAUAGUUUAUUGCUGUGCUUUGAAGCCGUUUCCAGAUUUAUUAGUAGCCUAGGCCUGUUGGGCAAUUAACGCACUUCUAUAACCCAACCAGUUUACUAAACUGAAUUAUCGCUGUAGCCUAAAUGAAAUGUUCGGUUGCAUACGAAUAGACAACGUUGUUCCUAGAAUUCCUAGGUAAAGAUGAUCUAUUAUAUUUCAAAGAUAGUCGAGUGACCACUCUAACAAUAGAAAUACAUGUCCUCAAAGAUGGAAGGCAGUUGGGAGGAGAGAUCAGGCGGGACCAUUCUAGCCAAUGAGAGUGCAGAUACGUGUGUGAACAACAGGCACAACUCUUGAUAUAAAGUAGAUGUUUUAAGUUGCCGAAAUGCCACGUGCGUCCACUUAUCAGUGCAUUCGUAACAACCUAACCAUUACGAACCUUCUAUUCGAUAAAAUAAGCCUCACGUAGCAAAUUAGCAAUUACAUGAGUUGUUUACUAAAUUCGACACUCAUCCAUACUAACAUCCAUACAAAAGUUCCACAGCUCGUGGUUAUUUUCGUGGACAGAUUUUGGCCGGAGUAAAACCUCUCGCUUCGCCUCUCUUCUAGAAUCUCUACCCCCUCUCAAUGCCACGUACAGCCUAAAACAAUCUGGGAAGCACUGCACAGGUCCUUAUCAGUUUUUUAGUUUGUAUUUAUUUUGAUGACCUGCAACACGUUCUGUCUUUUAAAUGAUUAACAUGUUUAUUUUUGUUAGGUGGAUCUUAGUCAAGACGAUACCAAAGACAGUCCAUUUUCCUAUCAUUGUUAUGGCAUAGUUAUUCUAUUCUAUAGCCUUGGUGUGUGGUUAUAGAAUGUGUCUUUGGUAUCAUCUUGAAUUAAAUUGUGGCAUUCAGAUUAGACAAACAAUUCACACAUGACAGAUAGGAUACAGUGCAUUAUAGUAUUUAUAAAUAUAGGCCUACACGGUCACAACAAUACAUUUUAAUUUAAAAGCCGUACUGAUGCCACAUAAUGACAUGCUUGUAUCAUACUUAUAAUCACAUAAUGCAUGACAAAGCGUUGUUUUGCCUCUUUGUUUUGUCAGAUGGGGACGUGGGUUUGGGCUUGUGCAAUUCUUCGUUGCUAAAGACAGUGCACUGAAUCAACCCAACAGUCUGUUGGGGAUCAUUUUCUACACAUUGCAACUGGCUCUGGGUAGGUCAAAUACUCUAUGUCUGUUUUCUGAUCAGUUUAGACUAUCUUUUGACCAACACAAUACAGCUCAACUGACCUAUUGUCACCCCCCUUAACACUACCCUCUACUGUUAUAUCAUCUGAUCUUUAUUUGGAUUAGCUGACACCAUGAUGACAACUAAUUUUACUGGGCUAAUCUGCCUGGGUUGGUGUCCAUAUAUAUUCUAUAGUGGUUGAUUAUUUGGAAUUAUCACUAGGCCGUACGUGAUAAAUUCUUAUCAAGUGCUAUCUAGUAUGCAUAUACCAGGGUUGGGGUCAAUUCCAAUUCAAUUCUUGAAUUUGCUCAUUAAGCAGAGAAUUUACGUUGAGUUCAAUUAGAAUUUCUAGAAUCUUCAAAUGAUGGAAUUGGAAUUUAAUCUGUUUAGACUGAUAGAAUUGGAAUUUAAUUUGUAAAAAAAAAAAAGAGUAUUUGGAAUUUUAUUGGAAAUCAAUAUUUGUACAUUUCCCAUUGAAUGGAAUUAUUGCACUUAGUAUAAAAAAAAUGGACUGAAGGAUUUGUAAUCAAUUCUUUCAACUUGUAUUUCCAGUAUAACUAGGCUGUCUGAACAGUGACAUGAUCAGCCUGAAAGCCCGGGGGAAUUGAAUUUGAAUUUGUGGAAUUUAAUUUCAGGAGUUUACCUAACAUUGGAGUUGAGAGGAAUUUUAUUAUCUCUGAAUUCAAAGACUGACCUGGAAUUUAAAUGGAAUUUACAGGGAAUUGAAUUAGAAUUGAAUUAGUGGAAUUAACCCCAGCCCUGGCAUAUAUACGAUUAUACAACAUUUCAGACACCCAUGACAGUUCCCCAUUCUGAUUAUUUUAUGUUAUGCAGGGAUGCUAUACUGUCUCCUUACUCACUGGGUGCAUCCCAAAUGGCACCCUAUUCCCGUUUUGCACUACUUUUGACCAAAGGCCUAUGGGGGCCCAUAGGGCUAUGGUCAAAAAUGGUGCACUAUAUAGAGAAUAGGCUACCAUUUGGGACACAUACUGUCUCUUUUGCUUGCAGGUCAGUCUGUGUCCAGUAGGGCAGCAUUCCUUCUGGUCUUGUCCUCCUGGGUGUCCAUGGCUGGAUCGCUCUACCUAGCCGGAGUGCUUGCCUUCAUUCUGGGAGAUUUCUGCGUGGUCUGCGUCUCAACUUAUGUGGUUAACUUUUUGCUACUCUUCACCAAUCUGAAGAGAAGGACAGGACUAAAGGCAGUCAAGGAAAAAACUGGCUGA
Messenger RNA from Coregonus sp. 'balchen', 2637 nucleotides. NCBI's taxonomy places the organism in Eukaryota, Metazoa, Chordata, Actinopteri, Salmoniformes, Salmonidae. The record is from the annotation of a GenBank genome assembly.